GGGAUCCGUCGCUGCUUCGUCUUGUUCUUUUCCCCCUCUUCGUUCCUCCCCUUUUCCCUCCCCAGCUUCGCUAUACACUCGAUCAUAUAUAUAUAUAUAUUUACCAUUGCCGCUGUUAUCAUUCGCACUGGUGUUUUGGUCGUACGUGAGCUGCAAUAGGAGACCUGCUUGACGUUAAUGAUUCCUAAUCUUCCUAUUACUAGUAUUGCUGCUGACUUCUUGUCAUUUGGCGACUGUUGCUGCGUGCGGAGAUUUCCUUAAGAAGGCCACAAAGCGUUAUUAUAAUUAUUAUUGUUUGUUUCGCUUUCUUCUCUUCUUUUUACAGUUCCCUCCCCCCUCCUCCUGUCGCGCCGAAAGGCCGUUGUCUCUCCCCACACCUUUCGUGGGCCGCAUACACAGCAGACACAUACUCACGUAGUCACACAGCCCCACCAUAACUCUUUCACUCGCACUGCCUCGUGCCUCACCGAUUAUCCGUUGCUUAGCUGCGACCGUGUACCUUCCUUUUCCUUUUCUGCCAUCUACAGUAGUUGCCGGAGUGAGUUGAGAGUCAUGCGCUCCCCUAAGUCGUCCCCCGCCUCUUCGCCAGCGAGCUCGGCACAUUCAACGGCAUCCCCAGACACACAGCCGGCGUCUCCAGCAAACGCGACCCUCAACGAACGCCAGCGGCGUCUGGCACGGGAGCAGCAACAGAUGAUAGAGCAACUAAUCAGCGCCGGACUCGCGCAGGUUGCGGACCUCGUGCAGUUUGGCUUCACCGAGGCAGAGAUCAACGCGGCGGGGUUGAGCUUCCCUUCUCCGCAUCUGAGGGCGGAGGCGGAGGAGCAGGAGCAGGAGCAGGAAGAGCGCGCGCGAGCAGAGCAGGCUGCCACAGCGGCACUGCACACGGAUGACCGUCGCGCAAAGGCGCGCAAGCGGGGCUGGCAUGAUGAGCCCAAUACCCCCACGAGCACGCCAGCGACGGCGCGGGCGGCAGCGCUGUCGCAUGGGGACUUGACGGAUGUCAGGACAACGGCGAAGGCGGUGGACGGCGCGCUCCCGCCGUCCACCGUUUGCCACUCCCCCGCCACAGCUCCUUCGUCCUUUUCCUCGCCUCCAAAGGCGGUGGCCUUGUCGGAGCAGCUCCGGGCGUCUGCGGUGCGUUCAGCAGGUGUCGUCGAUCAGCAUCGCCAGCAACGGCAGGCCACCGGGCACGACACGCGUGGCUGCCUCGCCGAGGAAUGCGCUCGCACGCUGCGCUACGAGGCCGAGGAUGAGGAUGGAGAAAGCGCGUGUGCCACGGCGCCGGUGGUGGUGGCCGCAGCGCAGCCAACCCGUGUUGCCGGCAACACAGCUCUCGCCUUCUCUGGAUUGGACGUCGCGGUCGCAAAGGAGAUCGCGCAGAUGCUGCAGGCGCCGGUCGACGACGCGGCGCAAGCGGAGCAACACCGCAUGCAGGCGUACCUCGAGUCUCGUGAGGACGGCGGCACCCCGUAUAUGUAG
Molecule: messenger RNA, 1482 nt
Organism: Leptomonas pyrrhocoris
Lineage: Eukaryota; Euglenozoa; Kinetoplastea; Trypanosomatida; Trypanosomatidae
Exons: 1
Coding region: 553-1482 (309 amino acids)
Source: RefSeq, a predicted model, not a curated record